Capsaspora owczarzaki ATCC 30864 is the source of this 985-nucleotide messenger RNA. Its product is annotated as ubiqutin carboxyl-terminal hydrolase l3. The record is from RefSeq and is a predicted model, not a curated record. Gene Ontology annotation, cellular component: cytoplasm. Gene Ontology annotation, biological process: ubiquitin-dependent protein catabolic process; protein deubiquitination. The transcript is spliced from 5 exons. Gene Ontology annotation, molecular function: cysteine-type deubiquitinase activity. NCBI's taxonomy places the organism in Eukaryota, Filasterea, Ministeriida, Capsasporidae. Bases 67 to 810 code for a protein of 247 amino acids.
UUCGGAAACGUAAAGCUCAGUUUUUAUUUGCUUCAUUUCGUUUUUUUCACACGCUGAGCAAACACCAUGUCUGAGUCUACCAGCGACUUUCGCCCAACUCCGUCUGGCAACAAGCGAUGGCUGCCCCUCGAGUCCAACCCCGAAGUUAUGAACAAGUUUGUCUGGUCGCUGGGCCUGCCGCGAAAGUGGGGCUUCACGGACGUCUACGGCCUCGAUGCAGACCUCCUCGCAAUGGUCCCGCAGCCCGUCGUGGCAGUCAUGAUGCUCUUCCCUGUCACCAAGCCACACGAAGACCACCGCGUCGCAGAGGACGAGCGCAUCCAGGCAGAAGGGCAAACACUCAGCCCCAAUGUCUACCAUCUGAAGCAGACCAUUGCAAACGCCUGUGGCACUGUUGGCGUGCUUCAUGCUGUUGCAAACAACAAGGACCGAUUGGAACUCCCGGAGGACUGCUAUCUGCGCAGGUUUGUGGAGAACGGCUCCGCCAAGACGUCAGAGGAGCGCGGUGAGCAGCUCGAGGUCAGCGAAGAGGUGACCAAUGUGCACGAAGAGUGUGCCAACGAGGGCCAGACUGAGACACCCUCGCUUGACGAUGACACCUUUUUGCACUUUGUGUGCUUGAUCGAGCGUGAUGGCUUCCUGUACGAGCUGGAUGGCCGCAAGUCCUUCCCGAUCAACCACGGCCCGUCCAGCCAGCAAACCCUGCUCGAAGACGCCGCCAAGGUCGUCCAAAAGUUCAUGGAUCGCGACACUUCCCAGGUGCAGUUCAACAUGAUUGCCUUGACCGAGUUGCCUCAGGACGCCGAGUGAUGUUUGCUGGUGCUUUUGUUUUUCUGUUCUUUUUUUUUUUUUUUCCCUUUGUGAUGUUGCUUGUUUCCACCUGUGUGUAAAGCUUUGUUGUGUUGAAUGUCAAUUGAACAAAUCAGCUAUCUUUCAACGUUUUCUUCUUUUUUUUGUUUGAAAAUAAGAGUCAAUGGCAUCCAGA